AUGACUCAUUACGUGAAGCCAACUCUAGCCUCGAAUCCAGCUGAAGUCAUUUUACAUAUCAGUACAAAUGACUUGAAAAACAAGUCAUCCAGUACCCUACUUAAAACGGUAGACAAUCUUGGAGAAAUGAUUACGGAGAGUAAAGAUGUUAAACUGACAUUAUCAGAGAUUAUAACCAGAUGUGACGAUGAAACUCUAGCGGACAAGGUAAAUAUUUAUAAUGAACUUCUAGCUAACCUUUGUACUGAGCGAAAUUGGGGGUUAAUUAAGAACUCUAAUAUAAAGAAAGAUCAUUUAAAUAACUAUGGACUCCACUUAAACCCAAGAGGUUCGACGGUCCUAGCUAAGAACUUCAAACUGUAUGUAAGUAAUCAAAAUUGACUAAAUGUUAAUACACAAAACCUAAUGAUGCAAGAACCUAUUAGAAACUCCGGUGCAGUAUCAACGGAUAACCAAAGCAAACUAUAUCCAAAACUUAAGGGCUUUUCAAUUGCGCAGUUAAAUAUUACCAGUCUGACUAAACAUAUUGAUGAACUCAGGAUUCUCAUAACAGAAAUGAACUUUGACAUACUAUGUAUUAAUGAAACAAGAAUUGACAAAACAAUUAAGAACUCAGAAAUAGGACUUCAGGGAUACGACUUAACAAGACGUGACAGAAAUAGACGCGGUGGGGCUGUAGCAAUAUACAUACGUAAUACCAUACCAUACGUGGAGAGGUCAACAAUAAUCCCUGAAAAUGUAUAGGCAGUAUGUAUCGAAGUAAGAAAGCCGAAUGCCAAGCCAAUACUCAUUUCGACGUGGUACCGACCACCAAACUCCAAUUCUGAGAUUCUCGACUCUUUUGAAAUCUUUCUUCAAAACAUUGACAAAGAAAAUAAAGAAAUUAUAAUAACUGGAGACUUUAAUAUAGAUUUAAUGCCCAGUGAGACCGAUAAUAGUAAGGCAAAAAGGCUUAAAGAAUUACUAAACACAUAUCAAUUGUCUCAAGUUAUUAAAAAGCCUACUAGAACAACAGAAUCAACGAAGACGCUCUUAGAUUUAAUAAUUUGUAAAACUGACGACCCAAAAACCGCUACAACGGACGUUGUUGAGCUAGGUAUAAGCGACCACAACCUAGUCUACACUUGUAGAAAGGUCGGAAUAUGUAAACAAAAACCCAAAAUUAUUGAAACAAGGCAAUACCAUAAACUAAAUAAUGCGAAAUUCCAAAACGAUUUAAAACAAGCUUUACUACAUAUUAAUGAACAUUCAGAUCCAAAUACGGCCCUACAGGAAUGGAACAGAAUUUUUCUACUGAUAGCUGACAUAAAUGCUCCUAUACGAUCGAGAAAAGUGAGAAGUGACCGACAACCGUGGAUGACUGAUGAAAUUAAAAAACUGAGCUUUCACAGAGACUACUUAAAAAAGAAAGCAGUCAUGUUAAAUUCCUCUGCCUUUCAUAGUUCAUACAAAAAAUGUAAAAACAAAGUAACCAAACUUAUUAGCAAUGCAAAAACUCACUACUUUAGAACCAAUCUCGAAAACAGCAAAAAUUGCAAAGAAAACUGGAUUCACAUAAACAAACUGCUAAACCACAAAACGGUCAAAACUCAGACGAUCAAUAACAUUAAAUUUGGAGACCAAAAUAUUACAGGUGAUAUCAACAUAGCAAAUACAAUUAAUAACUACUUUGUAGAAAUUGGACCCAAACUUGCUUCCGUUAUUUCUCCUACAGACAUAGACCCUAUACAACCUAUUCAGCCUUGUAGAUCUGAAUUUAACUUAAGAACAAUAACAACGACAGAAUUAAUUCAAAAAAUUGGGAAAACUAACUUAAACAAGGCCCCAGGUCUAGACAAAAUGCCAAUUAAACUAAUUAAACUAGCAGGAGAUGCCAUUCACGACUCCUUACUACAUAUCUUCAACCUUGUACUGGGCACUGGCAUUUUCCCAGACGAUUUAAAACUUGCUAAAAUAAUACCUAUUCAUAAAGAAGGUGACAAGGCGGAAUGCGGAAACUACCGGCCUAUAUCUGUAAUUCCUACUGUCGCCAAAAUCCUUGAAAAGAUUAUAUACAACCAAUUAAGUUCAUAUAUCAAUGACAAGGACAUCAUUUGUAAACAGCAAUUUGGCUUUAGACCAAAUCAUUCUACAGAAACUGCCCUAUUAAAAUGCACAGAUCAAUGGCUACUCAACAUGGAUAAAGGAAUGGCAAAUGGAGUGCUAUUUUUGGAUCUUAAAAAAGCGUUUGACACGGUCGAUCAUUCUAUUCUCCUACAAAAGCUAUACCAAUAUGGUAUAAAGGGUACUCCUCUAAAAUUACUAGCAUCUUACUUAAACAACAGAAAACAAGUUUGUGUCAUUAAUAAUAACAAGUCAGGCCAAGAAACAGUUCAAUGUGGAGUACCACAGGGUUCCAAUCUGGGACCAUUGCUAUUCUCAUUGUACAUAAAUGAUUUACCAAUGUGCCUUGAGUACACACAAGCAUCCAUGUUUGCUGAUGACACCAAUCUAUCAUGCACAGGAAGGACCCCAGCCGAAAUUGAGCACAAACUAAACGCUGACUUAUCCAGUGUUAACGACUGGUUAGAAGCAAAUAGGUUGACAUUGAACACAGACAAAAAAGAAUUUAUGUUGAUAGCCUCAAAAAGAAAACUUAAUCAAUUUCGCACUGAUAUUCGUAUACAUAUAAACGGAUCCAUUAUUAAACAAGUUAAGCAAAAAAACCCCUUAGGUAUUACAAUUGAUAACGAACUAAGGUGGACUGAACACAUUAAUGAGUGCAAUAGCUCUGCUUAG
Paramuricea clavata is the source of this 2778-nucleotide messenger RNA. NCBI's taxonomy places the organism in Eukaryota, Metazoa, Cnidaria, Anthozoa, Malacalcyonacea, Plexauridae. The record is from the annotation of a GenBank genome assembly.